This is a messenger RNA of Thamnophis sirtalis, 3630 nucleotides long. Its product is annotated as calpain-2 catalytic subunit. Gene Ontology annotation, biological process: proteolysis. Gene Ontology annotation, cellular component: cytoplasm. Gene Ontology annotation, molecular function: calcium-dependent cysteine-type endopeptidase activity; calcium ion binding. Lineage: Eukaryota; Metazoa; Chordata; Lepidosauria; Squamata; Natricidae. The record is from RefSeq and is a predicted model, not a curated record.
UCGGCCAGUUUGGCUUUGACUCCCCCUCCGCUCGCCGGGGCUUCCCUACAGAGAGGAAGGCGGGAGGAGCGCUGCGCGGUGAAGCUGCACCAUGGCUGGGAUUGCCGCUAAAUUAGCCAAAGACAGGCAGAUCGCGCAAGGGCUGGGCUCCAACUCCAAAGCCGUGAAGUACUUGAACCAGGACUUUCACACCCUGAGGAACGAGUGUCUGGAGGCGGGCAAGCUCUUUCAAGACCCGUCUUUCCCCGCCGCCGCGCCUUCUCUGGGCUACGAAGAACUAGGGCCAAACUCGCACAAAACAAAAGGCAUCGUCUGGAAGAGGCCGACGGAAUUGUGUUCCAAACCUCAGUUUAUUAUUGAAGGUGCCACCCGGACUGAUAUCUGCCAAGGGGCUUUAGGAGACUGUUGGCUUCUAGCAGCCAUUGCUUCUCUCACCUUGAAUGAAGAAAUUUUGGCUCGGGUGGUUCCCAGUGAUCAAAGUUUCCAAGACAGUUAUGCAGGAAUCUUCCACUUCCAGUUCUGGCAGUAUGGAGAGUGGACAGAUGUUGUUGUUGAUGAUCGAUUGCCAACCAAAAAUGGAGACCUACUUUUUGUUCACUCAGCAGAGAAAAAUGAAUUCUGGAGUGCCCUACUGGAGAAGGCCUAUGCCAAGGUGAAUGGUUCCUAUGAAGGUCUUUCAGGGGGGAGCACUACUGAGGGCUUUGAAGACUUCACUGGUGGAAUUGCAGAGUGGUAUGAGCUGCAGAAAGCACCACCAAACUUGUUCAAAAUAAUCCAGAAAGCUCUUCAGAAAGGUUCCCUUCUUGGGUGUUCUAUUGAUAUCACAAAUGCUGCUGAGACUGAGGCAGUCACAACCCAGAAGCUGGUCAAAGGGCAUGCAUACUCUGUCACAGGAGCUGAAGAGGUGAAUUUCCGAGGCAGUAUUCAGAAACUGAUCCGGAUCCGAAAUCCCUGGGGAGAAGUUGAAUGGACUGGAAAAUGGAAUGAUAAAUGCCCAAACUGGAAUGGUAUUGAUCCAAAAGUGAAAGAGAGCUUGACCAGACAGCAUGAAGAUGGAGAAUUUUGGAUGUCAUUUAGUGAUUUCCUGAGGCAUUAUUCUCGUCUUGAGAUCUGUAAUUUGACUCCAGAUACUCUGGCCACUGACAAAUAUAAAAAAUGGAGGUUGAACUUGAUAGAUGGAAACUGGAGAAAAGGUUCCACGGCUGGUGGAUGCCGAAAUUAUCCUAAUACGUUUUGGACGAACCCACAAUAUUUGAUUAAACUUGAGGAAGAAGAUGAGGAUCCAGAUGACCCAGAAAGAGGUUGUACCUUCUUGGUUGGUUUGAUUCAGAAACACCGUCGGAAGCAGAGGAAGAUGGGAGAGGAUAUGCACACAAUUGGCUUUGCAAUCUAUGAGGUGCCUGAACAGCUUUCUGCCCAAAAGAAGGUCCAUCUGAGCAAAAACUACUUUCUCACAAACUGAGCAAGAGAACGAUCCAAUACAUUUAUCAAUCUUCGGGAGGUGUUAAAUCGAUUCAAGCUUCCCCCAGGAGAGUAUAUUAUUGUGCCAUCCACCUUUGAACCCAACAAGAAUGGGGACUUCUGCCUCAGGGUUUUUUCUGAAAAAAAAGCUGAAUCACAAGUUGUUGAUGAUGAAAUUGAGGCCAAUAUUGAAGAGAAAGAACUCACUGAAGAUGAAAUUGAACCCAAUUUUAAGAAAUUAUUUAAACAAUUAGCUGGAGAGGAUGCUGAGAUCUCAGCCUUUGAACUGUGUAAUAUUCUGAAAAAAAUCUUAGCAAAACGUCAAGAUAUUAAAUCUGACGGCUUUAGUAUUGAAACUUGCAAAAUCAUGGUUGAUCUAUUAGAUACUGAUGGAAGUGGUAAACUGGGGCUGAAAGAAUUCCACAUACUUUGGACAAAGAUCCAGAAAUACCAGCAAAUUUAUCGGGAUAUGGAUGUAGAUCGUUCUGGCACCAUGAAUUCCUAUGAGAUGCGAAAAGCCUUGGAGCAAGCAGGAUUUAAGUUGGAUUGCCAAUUGCAUCAAGUCAUUGUGGCCCGUUUUGCUGAUGAGCAGCUGAUCAUUGAUUUUGAUAACUUUGUUAGGUGCUUGAUUCGACUGGAGACUUUGUUCAAGAUAUUUAAGAAACUGGAUACUGAGAAAACAGGAACAAUACAGAUGAAUCUUGACACUUGGUUGUGCUUUACUACCAUAUGAGAAAGCAAUGAAAAAAUGGCAAAAAGUUCUCUUGGGAAUAAACAUGGAACAUAUUUAAUAAGGGCUUAUUAUACAUCUUGUACUUAACUGUGAAGCUGCUAAAGGAGAGUAUUGAAAAAACAAAGCAACUGCCAAAUAAUCUUAAUAUAUUAACUGUAACUUUUUUUGUAAUUCUAUAGUAUUUGCUUAAAGUCUUCCAGGUUUGCCAUAAGGUAGAUUUCUGGGAGUGGUUAUCCUAUUAUUUCUAAGAGUAUUGAGAAUGGCUGCAUUUUCUAUUAAAAAUUAGCUUUGUAUUACAGAUUAUCUUAACCAACUGAAAUCUGAUUCACUGGUAAAGAAUGCUUUUGCCACUCAAAUAAAAGAUAGUUCAUAAUGCUCUCAGAUCAGAUUUCCUUUUCUCUUUCCUAUUUCUUAAGAUUUUUUUAAAAAAAUCUAGCAGUUGAAUAUACGUUAGUUAUAAAGUGUCACAUUAUGUGACCACAUCACUUAGCACAAGCAAUCCUUUUGAUAUUGUUAAUUUAAUUCCACUAGCUACUAGGUGAAGAAUUACCCUGAUCCAAGUCAUUCCCAGCCUGGUCCCUUCCAACCCUGAGCUUUGGUAAGGCAAAGGACUGCUUGCUCUGGAACUCCUCCCACCCACCUAUCUCCUUACCAUCUGUGCCCUUUUGACCACUCUGCACAGCAGCAUUCCUGGCAGCAGUGAUGGACCUUCAGCAGCCUCAGCUAAUCACCAUUGCCCCCCCCCUCUACUUCAGCCCCAGUGCCACUGUUGGGGGGUACUACCUCAAGCUGUGACCAGCCACAAGGUACAAAGCCCAGGCCGCCUUGUGCUCUGCAGGCCCUGCUGAUCUUUGGCCACCUUCCUCCUGCAGCUGACCAGGUAUGCCCGGUCUGACCCCAUGCAAGAAAACUGCUGCCUGUGCCUUCUUUCUGAGCCUGUGCACACUGUUCUGGAGGUGGAUGGAACUGAAGCACUCCUGUUGUUAUAAGAGGGGCAGGCUGCCAAAUGCCCAAAUUUUGAUCAUGUGAUCAUAGGGAUGCUGCAAUGGCUGUAACUUCGGGUUCUGGACAUCAAUACCAUUCACUCAUUGCCACUGUAACUUCAAAUGAUUGUUAAACAAGGACUAUAACUAUAACACAGUGUUUAUUUAGUUAAUGAUUAAUCUUCUAGUAUAAGAAUGCAUUUUCUGGAUAUGGAUAUUCCCAUAAAGAGGCUUAUAGAAUACACAUGUGUGUAUACACACAAUUGUUGUACAAAGUUAUCAGACUUCAUCUUUGACACUGCCAACACAUAUUUUUGUCUCUAAAGCUUAAUGAAAAGUUGAAUGUCCAAAGGAGUAAGGGCCACAGGAUGCUUGAUGCAGCUGGGUAGAUUACCAUAAUUCAGGAAGAUAUGCACUUGUCAAUAAUAGAUAUAAAAGCAAUUUUAAAAUAAA